This is a messenger RNA of Trichomycterus rosablanca, 2785 nucleotides long. It is a transcript of the gene nr2c2, whose product is annotated as nuclear receptor subfamily 2, group C, member 2. The coding region runs from base 146 to 2017 and encodes 623 amino acids. The transcript has 15 exons. Lineage: Eukaryota; Metazoa; Chordata; Actinopteri; Siluriformes; Trichomycteridae. Gene Ontology annotation, molecular function: zinc ion binding; nuclear receptor activity; RNA polymerase II cis-regulatory region sequence-specific DNA binding. Gene Ontology annotation, biological process: positive regulation of embryonic development; positive regulation of transcription by RNA polymerase II; anatomical structure development. The record is from RefSeq and is a predicted model, not a curated record.
UCACAGAAGAAAAACAAUAACAAAUCGUUUAUAUCAAACACAACGACUAUAAACUGCUUUUACUGAAAAUUCAGGUGGGGCUGUUGGUAACAAAUGCGGCACUGGCUCUGGUCCAAUACAUCACUGCUAAUGAUUUUGUAUCGGCAUGAAAACCAGUGUGGAGGUGCUGGCUCAGCAGAUAGUGACAACUGAGCAGGUUGCAGAGACGCAGAAACCUUCUAUAAACAGCCCAGUGAUGAGUGCUUCUCCACAGCGCAUCCAGAUCAUCUCCACUGACUCCACUGUCACCACACCACAGAGAAUACAGAUUGUCACGGAUCAGCAGACAGGCCAGAAGAUCCAGAUUGUGACCACUGUGGAUCCUUCCACCGUACCCAAGCAGCAGUUUAUCUUGGCAGCUCAUGAUGGCACAGCAGCAGGCAAAGUCAUCCUGGCAUCCCCCAGCAGCCCCAGCACUAAGCAGCUCAUCUUUACCACAGGAGACAGCCUUGUACCUGGCCAAAUACAGUUUGUCACAGACGCGGUUUCAGUGGAAAGGCUUCUGGGUAAAGGAGCAGAUGUGGGUCGAGCACAACCUGUAGAGUACUGCGUUGUUUGUGGAGAUAAAGCCUCAGGGAGGCACUAUGGUGCUGUUAGCUGUGAGGGCUGUAAGGGCUUCUUCAAGAGAAGUGUGAGAAAGAGUCUGACCUACAGCUGUCGCAGCAACCAAGACUGCGUGGUCAACAAACACCACAGAAACCGCUGCCAGUUCUGCCGCCUCAGGAAGUGCCUUGAGAUGGGCAUGAAGAUGGAGUCUGUGCAAAGCGAGAGGAAGCCCUUAGACCUGCCUAGAGAGAAGCCUGCCAACUGCGCCGCCUCAACUGAGAAGAUCUACAUCCGAAAAGAUUUACGAAGCCCCCUUAUAGCCACUCCAACUUUCAUCACCGAUAAAGAUGACUCGCGCUCUGGGUUGUUAGACCCUGGGAUGCUGGUGAACAUCCAGCAACCUCUAAUCCAAGCUGAUGGCACUUUACUCUUAGCAACGGACACAAAGGCAGAGACCGGACAUGGUGAUCUGGGGACACUGGCCAAUGUUGUGACCUCACUAGCCAGUUUCAAUGAGUUGCUUAAUAACGGAGACAUCUCAGAGAGGCAAGAAGAAUCAGCCAGCGAAAUCACACGUGCCUUUGACACUCUUGCCAAAGCAUUAAACCCCAAUGAGGAGGGAGAGGGGCAGAGCCUGUCAGAGGUGGAGUGUGUGGGCGGUGCAACUAUACAGGUGAUCAGCAGAGAUCAGGUCACGCCCCUUAUAGAAGUUGAGGGACCUCUACUCACAGAUACACAUGUAAACUUUAAGCUUACAAUGCCCAGUCCAAUGCCCGAAUAUCUAAAUGUUCAUUACAUUUGUGAGUCUGCUUCUCGCCUGCUGUUUCUAUCCAUGCACUGGGCACGCUCCAUCCCAGCCUUUCUUGCUCUUGGGCAGGAGUGUAACACAUCUCUGGUACGGGCAUGCUGGAAUGAGCUGUUCACUCUGGGUCUAGCACAGUGUGCUCAGGUCAUGAGCCUUUCCACCAUCCUUGCUGCAAUUGUCAACCAUCUACAGACCAGCAUACAGGACGACAAGCUGUCCGGUGAGCGGGUGAAGCUGGUGAUGGAGCACAUAUGGAAGCUGCAGGAGUUCUGUAACAGCAUGGCCAAGCUGGAGACAGAUGGUUAUGAGUAUGCCUACCUGAAAGCCAUUGUCCUCUUUAGUCCAGACCACCCAGGCCUGAGCAGUAGCAACCAGAUCGAGAAGUUCCAGGAGAAAGCUCAGAUGGAGCUGCAGGACUACGUGCAAAAGACUUAUCCAGAUGACACCUACAGGCUGGCACGGACCCUAAUGCGGCUACCUGCCCUCCGCCUGAUGAGCUCCAGCAUAACAGAGGAACUCUUCUUCACGGGCCUGAUCGGAAACGUGCCCAUCGACAGCAUCAUCCCUUACAUCUUAAAAAUGGAGACGGCAGAUUACAACAGCCAGAUCACAAGUCCUAAUGCAUGACUACCGAGUGACCAGGUUUUGAAACUGGAUUGAAGUUGCAGAUGAAAAUCCUGCUUUGCCUUCAUGCAGGUUGAUGCAAAAGUUACAACCAUCAUUUUUUCCUUCAGUGUUUUAUAUUUUGUUUUUCAGCACUGACUGAAUCGUAUUGAAAACGGACACAACAGAGUUCCUAAAGACUGAUGCACCAUGGACUUUAAAUAAGGACAGUGUUUUUUUUUUACUAUUUCUAAGCACUUGUUUUCCAGAGACAGUAUCAUAAGACUUUACGGCUCACUGAGACGAGACAUCAGCCAUAUACAAGUCUUGACCUAUUUAAGACUAUCUAUGUUACAGCUGUCAAUCCAAUGGUCAGUAGCACUUUUUUGCUUUUAGAAAGCUUCACAAAAGAGGUUAAGAUAGGAAGCUAGUCCAGAAAGCUAUUCCACACUGCAAAAUAAAUAUACCCAGGAUUGUUUUCUAUUUUAUUUAUGCAUUUUUCUCCCAAUUUAGCGUAGCCAAUUUGUCUUCCGCUGCUGGGCGAUCCCUGAUUGCAGUCGAGGUGGGUAUAUUGCUGCUCACGCCUCCUCUGACCCAAACGCAACCCUUAGCGGAACCCUUUUUCACCCAUGCACUCUGCACCUCUCUAUCUGCCAGUCAGGGUCCUUACACAGCGUUUUAAAACCCCACCCACAUAGUCCGGUCAUCCCGCCCUAGCAGAGACGUGUCUGCUGCAGGCACUGCCGAUUAUGCCCGGUGGAAACGGGAGUUUCAAACCGAGGAGUUCAGAAU